UGUUUUAGAUUGUGAAGUUGUUGAAUUUCUGAAUUCCAAGCAAAAAUUGCAGUCAAAGUUGUUUGCUUUAGUAUAUAAUAUAAGUGAAGCUUUUUCAUAUUAUUUUUUAAUUUCAAUGAAGAAUUUCUUCAUCAUUGACUAAAGACCAAAAGCAGCCACCCCCGACCCACCCCAACCCCGGGGGGAGGGGGGGAGGAAUUUGUUAUGUGUUGUUCUUCUUUCAUUUUCCACAGAGAAAAAAUGGGUUCAGUACUAAUACUAUUGAGGUUUGAAUAUUCUUUCAUUUUCAUCCUCUUCAAAUAAUUCGACCCUUUUCAUUUACCUUUGUAAGGUGACUCUGUUUCUGCAAUCUUUAUUACAUGGGGCUUUGUCUGGGAAAAUCUGCUAAACUUGCUCAUGCUUCUUCUGGACAAUUCUCUGACAAUAAGCAUACAGAUGGCAAUACAGAAAAUAAGUACCCGGCUUCUUCGAACCAGCAAAACCAUUCAGGCUCUUUGUGCAGUGUACUCUUAGCAUCAAAAGGUCUUUCGAGCAACCUCAAAUCAUUCACCUUAACCGACCUCAAAACCGCUACUAGAAACUUCCGUUCAGACAGUCUCCUCGGAGAAGGAGGCUUCGGUUAUGUCUUCAAAGGAUGGAUAGACGAGCAAACCUUCGCCCCAAGCAAACCAGGCACUGGUAUGGUAGUUGCCGUCAAAAAACUCAAGCCCGAAAGCUUUCAAGGCCACAGAGAAUGGCUUACAGAAGUUAACUACUUAGGCCUUCUACACCACGAGAAUCUCGUGAAGCUAAUCGGCUACUGUUCAGAAUCCGAGAACAAGCUUUUGGUCUACGAGUACAUGCCGAAAGGAAGCUUGGAGAAUCAUCUAUUCAGAAAAGGAGUGCAACUUAUGCCGUGGGCGAUACGGUUAAGGAUUGCAGUUGAUGUUGCAAGAGGGUUAUCGUUCUUGCAUAGUCUAGAUGCUAAUGUUAUCUAUCGGGACUUAAAGGCAUCUAACGUACUUCUUGAUUCGGAUUUCAAUGCAAAGCUUUCGGAUUUUGGGCUUGCGAGGGAGGGUCCGAAAGGAGAUAGAACUCAUGUCUCGACUCGUGUUUUGGGUACUCGUGGUUAUGCUGCACCGGAAUACGUAGCGACAGGUCACUUAAGUCCAAAGAGCGACGUGUACAGCUUCGGAGUGGUUCUGCUGGAGCUUCUGUCUGGUAAACGAGCCACGGGCGAUGAAAAUGCAGGUGGAGCCGAAGAAACGUUGGUCGAUUGGGCUAAGCCGUUUUUAAGCGACAGCAGAAAAAUGUUGAGAAUAAUGGACUCGAGGUUAGGGGGCCAAUAUUCGAAAAAGGGGGCGCAAGCUACAGCUGCACUCGCAUUACGAUGCCUAGACGUGGAUAGUAAGAAUCGUCCGCCCAUGACUGAGGUUUUUUCUGCGCUCGAACAACUUCAAGCUUCGAAUAAUAGUGCGAGGAUGUUGGAAAAUACUAUGAAUGACAAGUUUUUCCCUUGUAGAACUACGAGAGAUAUCGGACAAUCGAGGUAAUUUUUUUAUUUUUUUAUUUUUUUUGGUUGUUGUGUGGGGGUAUAUACAUAUUAGGAGGUGUUCUUUUGUUACAUGUGUAAUUGUGCAAUAUGUAAUUCUUACGAAAAAUCUAUUUCUUAAACAUAAUUAGUUAAGAUAAUAUUAUGUAAUCUUACGAAAACUCAACCGUAUAAUUGCACUAGCCAAUGAAAAAUCGAAAA
Molecule: messenger RNA, 1732 nt
Organism: Erythranthe guttata (spotted monkey flower)
Lineage: Eukaryota; Viridiplantae; Streptophyta; Magnoliopsida; Lamiales; Phrymaceae
Product: putative serine/threonine-protein kinase PBL3
Biological process (GO): protein phosphorylation
Molecular function (GO): protein kinase activity; ATP binding
Source: RefSeq, a predicted model, not a curated record